AUACAUUGUAAUUUAAACAAUUCUAUCGAAUGUUACAAAUUACAUCAGUUAUUGGAACAGAAUAUCAAAAAACGAUUCAAAUUUUUGUCCUGAUUUGUUUCCCGCCAGUUAGUUGACUGUUUUUAAUUGUGUAUGUGUUCGUGUAAAUCUUUUAAACAUUAAAGAACUCACAUUUUGACAAAACUAGCAUCAGACAGCGCGCCUAUUAUGAGUACCAGCCAGUAGCAGCGGGAAAAGGAAAGCAUCAAGAGGAAGUUUUCAGGAGAGUGGCAUGAAAAGCAAGCCGUCGUCGAAAAAUCGUAUCCAAGUGAUCUAGUGUUAAUAAAAACUAAAAAAAAGCGAGUUUAUAUCGACUUUCCAGUGUUAAAACAAGUAUUAAAAAGGACUCAUAAUGCCGCUCCUCAGGAAGCAGGUAUUUGAGAAAGUUGCCGAUCCCGAACGGCUUCGUGAUAGCGAUGAAGUUUUCUUCUGUGAAACAACCAACGAAAUAUUCAGCAACUAUGACGAUUACUUUCAUCGCGUUAUGCUCAUCUCGUCUAUGGUGUGGAGUUGUGCUGUAACGGGUAAACCCAAUCUGACAUAUGCGGAAGCGCUCGAUUCCGAGAAGCAAGCCCGUCGCCAGCUUAAGACGUUUCCGUCUGCUUUGAAAGGUCCCUUCCUGUUGGUCGCUACCCACACAAAGCGCAGUUCGUUCAAUGAGCUAGUCGAAGAUGUCUGCGGCUACAUUAAGGAGCGAUACUUCAAAGGCGAGGAGGUCGAUGUCGUUGAUCCGUCUGGCAAAACCCGUGAGGCAACUAUUCUGGAGGUUAUAGCACCGAGUAACAAAACAAACAGCCCAGUGAAGACAGAAAAGUUGCGUUAUCGCGUAGCCGCCACAGACGCACGCAAACCCAAAGAAUGGAACGCUUCGGCGGAUAAUGUUAAGCGUGCUCGUAGCGCGGCUCCACGAGAAAAAUGCAAACUAUUCUUAAAAAUGCACGUUGAGCAAAGUGGAGCAGUAUUAAGAAUUAAAGAACCUUCAUUGAAAAAAUUUGUCUCAGAUGAAGGGAUUACUGAUGAGCAAAUUUUCUUUGGAAAACCCCCGGAUUUCGAGAAAUCUAAGCGACUUAUGUUAGCGGAGGCGAAGAAACUUCGUGAAGAUCAAGAGAAGAAAAACACCCCUCCUAAAAAGGAAAAGUCCAUUACCAAAAAAGGUCCAAAGUCUAAUGGAAGUGCUCAGAAAGAUGGAAAACAGCAGAGUAUAUCAAAAUACCUCAAUAAAUCAGAUGAUGAAUCUGCCAAGACAGCAGAAAUCGAAAAGAAAAAACUGGCAGAAGAAAUGGAGCGUCUGCGUAAAGAAAAGGCGGAGAAAGAUGCUCUGAAGAAAAAACAUUUGGAAGAACAAAAAGCCAUGCUUUCUCAGCAAGUAACGGUCGCAAUCAAGAAAUUUAAAAAAGUACAGGAAGAUCUAGAACUAUCCGAUCAACGAGUUCUUCCCACGCCAACAACAGUUAGCACUAUCGUGGACGAAAAGCACAUAAGCGAUUUCAUAUUCGUUCUAGAGUUUAUGACUUCAUUUGCUGAAUUGCUAUCUAUAAAGGAUAAAUUUGCUCAUGGCUUGACUAUAGAUCUACUGGAACGUGCGUUGGUGCUCCGGGAAGUUAAUGGCCCACUUAGCGAUAUAUUUCAAGUCCUGCUUAGUACGCUGUUCUCUCAUCAAAUUGAAGAGGAAAACGAAAUAGCAGUUAAGUUCGACCUCAAUAGCGAUUCUGGAAUUCGUAAAAAUAAUCUUCCGAUUUUGAAAAAAGCAACCAAGGCCGCUAUUUGGUGUGAAACUCACUACAAUACCAAGCUGAAUGAAUUGCCAAUGGAUUCAACAACCAUCUCAGAGCUUCUCCGUUUGCAUUUUCUAUCAUCCGGGGCGCUCAUUGAAGACAAAGGUGCCAAAUGGCGAUUCGGAAUGCGUGGUGGUUACAACAGCUUCGAUGAUCCCGGAAUACAACUCGUCAAUGACCAUCCACAUAUUUUCCGAGCUCUGGUGUCGAAUACUGUUUUCCAGCUACCAGUUGGCGAUAUUUUAAGAAUAUUAAAAUGUCUAAUCGACCAGCUGAUGACCUACAGUAGCGUGCGGGAACUUAUCGAGGAACGGUUAGAAAAGGCGAGAGUUGCUAAACUACAGUUUAUUUCGGCAAAUGUUGCUAAAUCGAAAAGAGAAGCUAAACUGGUGUCGGAAAAAACUGCGAUGAAAAACGACAUUAAGAAACAGGUUGUUGCUUUGGAAGGGUCGGCUGAUGAGAAAAACGCGUUAAAAAAAGAGUUAGAGGAUAAAAUGGCCGAAGAUGUUAUCAAGCUAGAGGCUGAGUUGGAAAAAGAUGUAAAAAUCAUAGUGAAAGAAAUUGACAAAUUUAAGGAGAAUUUCUUUGACUAUCAAAUCUAUCUAGGGUCUGAUAGAGCUCAUCGAAAUUAUUGGCUUUUUGAAUCAUUACCUGGUCUAUUUGUGGAGCACGAUUACGCAUUCUGCGGUAAGUGUUUAGAAAAACCUACACCUCAAAUUCCCGGUCUAGCGUUAUGCCCUGAAGAUCAGCGGAAAAAAUUUAUUACACAAGCUAUCAUGAAUAACAUAUUCAGCGAUAAUGAUAAAGAAAACGAUGGAAUUAAACCUGACAUAGCCAUCGAAAAACUAAUACUCGCCGGAAGUGCAAAAUUGAAAGGGCUUUUUGAAAAUAAAAGACCUGCCAAUGGCACAUCAGAAGAGUCUUCAUCGACUUCUGAGCCGAAAGAAAUAGUGAAUCCUUCACUUGAGGAGCUACUUAUGUGCACAGCUAAUCCGAAAAGUUGUCCCGUACACACCAAUCAAUACGUUCACACGAAACGGUGGACAUUCUACAAUACAGUUGAGCAAAUUGAGGCACUUAUCGAUAGCCUAAACGUAAGAGGUAUACGAGAAAAAGCUCUACGUGAUAACUUACAGAAGGAAAAAGAGCUCAUUUUGAAUCAUCUUGAAAAUUGUCCAGUAGAAAAGCUAACAGUUGAUCCGAAAGAACGCGAAUCUCUACUUGCCUCAAUUGUCAAUAAAUCGAGAAAGUACGAUUCGCCUAAUUUUAACCAUGAACCAGGAACUGAUCCUAAUGUUAUCUUUGAAACAAGCAUACGCGAAAAUAUUUUGGAACUAGAAUCGAAAAUAACAGUUGGUUAUUUGGGUACGAUGAAGGUAUCCGACAGAGAUGAAUGGCGUGAGGCAAUUGAACAGUUUGAAUACAAACAACUGUCGGAACCUUUAUUAUGGGGCUCAAACCGAGUGAUGCCGUUUAAGGAAAACAAGGAAGAACUUGAAGAACAAGACGAAGGAAUGGAAAAUGAUGAACCCGACGAAACUGAUAUGGAAAAGUUAUUGUCCAAUUCUGUAGAUCCUGGUUAUGAUUUACCAGAUUCACUUAUAAUUGAAUCUGAAGAGAAAACUGAUAAUACGGAAUCAGAAACUGUGAAAGAGAAAGUUCGUUCGCUGGCUAAAGCAUUGUUACAAAUUGAACAAUGUAUCGACUCGAAGUUCUUAAGACAUCCAUUCGGUCCAAAUAAGGUUAUUAAAGAUAAAGGUAACGCGGCUAAAGCUUUGUAUCGAGGACAGAGGAAUUUGGCACGUUGGGAAGAGUCAUUGAUGCGUUCAACGAAUUAUGCACAGCUAUUCUUACAUUACAAUGUACUUUAUGAUUCAAUCCACUGGUCGAGCUCGGCAGAACGUCGUCCAUGCAUGAUUUGCCGCCGAAAAGGUGACCCGGAUAUGACGUUACUUUGCGAUGAGUGUAAUCGCGCCUGUCAUAUGUAUUGCUUAAAACCUAAAUUGAAACAGGUUCCCGAAGGAGACUGGUUCUGUCCUAAAUGUAAGCCGGAGAAUUACGCAACCAAAAAACAAAAACGUAGAAAGAUAUUUGAGGCAACCGAGGAAGAAAUUGUCGAAGAUGAAGUCGUUAAAGAAGAACAAAAAGCAACAGCCGGCUCAGACGAUGAUUCCGCAAACUCCGAUGAGGAGGAUGGUGUUGUAUGCCAAAAAUGUAAAGUCGGAGGAGCAACCGCCAUGUGCACCACUUGCAAUAAAGGCUACCAUACGCAGUGCACGAAAACAUUAACGGAUACACCUAAAAAGCGAUGGGAAUGUGACAAGUGCUGCCAAAAGGUGGUUUACAAUGAGACUCGCAAAAAGAAAAAGAACAAGAAAUCUAAGAAAAAUAAGGUUGCAGUUCGACUGGCUGCUUCACGCGCUGCAGAUGAUAGUUUUGAAAAAUUAGAAGAUGAACCGGAAGAAGAAGAAAACAUGGAUGAAUCAGAAGAAGUACACAAUGAUGAAGUAGAAGAACCGGUGGUUAAAAAACGUUCCUCCAAACGUAGUAUCUUAACUGAGCUAGAUAAUUCAGAUAAUGACAGUGAUAACGAAGCACUCUCUAGUAAAGUUAAAAGGAAUCGCCGAUCGAAUACGAGCUCUUCAAAACGAUCACUUUCGAAUGGUUUCCACGAAAACGGCGUUGAAGAAAGACCAGCAAAAGUUCGCCGAUCAACGAUGAAUAAUUCAAUAAAUGAUGACCUGGAUUCUUCUAGCUCACGGCGCGUUAGACGUACUGGGGAAGAUCUGCCCCUGAACAACGUCAUUCUCUAUACAUUACUAGAGGACAUUCUGAAGCAUCCCGAAUCCUGGCCGUUCGAUAGACCUGUUUCUGUGAAAGAGGUUCCAGAUUAUUAUGACAUUAUUAAAAAUCCGAUGGACUUUGCCAAAAUCAAGUCGAAGCUCAAUAUGGGAGAAUAUACUAUCAAUGAACAGAUGAUGAAUGACGUCCAACUCGUAUUCCGGAACUGCGAUUUAUACAACACUGAUGAAACGGAAAUCUAUGUUGCCGGUCGGAAUCUAGAGCGGUUUGUCUUACAACGCUCUAGAGAGCUGUCGCUUCCUUUUAAGCCAAGUGAUAUGUUGAAGAACGAUCAUUUGCUUAAAAAUGGUACGAACUCACCGAAAACAGCCACAGCAAAGUUGAACGGUGGUAAAGAUAACCAGGACGUUCGCGGUAGUGGGAAACGUAGAUCUAUGAAAAAAUAAGGCUUAGAUACUAAUAAUGUUUUUAGACUUACAUCAGACGAACACAGUGUUUUUGUCUUAGUAUUACGCAACAUAUUGAUAAUAUUGUAAUCAUAAACAACUCUCUUUCCGAUAAAUGUCAUCAUGAUUAAAUACAAUUUUUAUCGUGAAUAUUCAAAAUUUAAAAAUAAUAGACAUCGAGAAAACUAACUGCACGCCAUAUAAUAUCCGCCUGGUGCAAAGUGCGCUAAUUUAAUGUUUUACCGACAUUUGUUGUAGAGAGGAAUACAUAUUAUAACUAGUUUAAAAAAAAUAAUACGAAUAAUCCAUUCAUUUUAUGCUUUCGAUUUUUCUUUUUUCCGACUCAUGAAAUGACUUGCUGUACAAAUUUGACAGGUUAUUACUAGGAUCCGAAACUUUUACAACACUUUUAAAUUUAUGUUAUUUAUACAAUAUUCACAAACAAA
Molecule: messenger RNA, 5508 nt
Organism: Uranotaenia lowii
Lineage: Eukaryota; Metazoa; Arthropoda; Insecta; Diptera; Culicidae
Gene: Acf
Product: bromodomain adjacent to zinc finger domain protein 1A
Exons: 5
Coding region: 392-5062 (1556 amino acids)
Biological process (GO): chromatin remodeling
Molecular function (GO): protein binding
Source: RefSeq, a predicted model, not a curated record